CGCGCCUACUUCCAUAUGGUGGGCUACCCGUUCUCGCUGAAGGUGACGGGACUCCGCUACGAAGACACCGGAAAGUACGUCUGUGUCGUCACCUUCCGAGAUGGCACCGGCCGGAACGCCACGGUGCGCCUUCAGGUCGUCGUGCCUCCGGAGAUGCCGGUGAUCGUCGACGAGUCCGGCCGAAGUCUCCACGGCGCCGUGGGUCCCUUCGACGAACGGAGCCGCCUCACCCUACUCUGCAGGGUCAAGGGAGGAAAACCGUCUCCUAUGCUGUCCUGGAAAAGAAAUGGGAGCUACUUUCCAACCAAGACCCUGACCUCUGUUGCCGGGGAUGUGAAACAAUCCAAGCUAACCCUGCCAUCGCUGCACAGAAACGACCUGAUGGCUACCUACACCUGCGUGUCGUCGAACAACAUCUCGGCGCCCACAGAGGUCUCCGUCACGCUCGAGUUGAACCUGGCACCAAUAUCGGUGCAAAUACGGAAGAGCGAAGCUCCGAUCUCGUCAGGCCUCACUGCCGAGAUCCUGUGCGAAGUGUGGGGAUCCAGGCCGCCCCCGGAGAUCACCUGGUGGAAGAACAGCGACCAGCUCAACCAGACGUUUGUGCACGUGUCUCAGGACGGCAACCUGACCACGAGCGUCGUUGCCUUUUCACCCCAGCGAUCGGACAACGGUCAGAGCCUCGUUUGCCGGGCACAAAAUCCACGCCUGAAGAAUAGUGCCAAGGAGGAUCAAUGGGAACUCAGUGUGCACUACAAGCCACGAGUUCAGCUGGAACUGGCCCGACAGCUGAGUCCCGACAACAUACGGGAACGGACGGACGUCAUGUUCGUGUGUCUGUUAGACGCCAACCCUACCGUGGAAGAUGUCCAGUGGAUCUUCAAUGGACGCCAGUUACGGCCUUCGGGGUUCGACCGGUCGGCAGACAAGGAUCAGCCCCGCAACACUUUGCUCAUCAAGGGCAUCGGCACUGUCCACUCGGGAAACUACUCCUGCCUAGGCGCCAACUCCGAAGGGGUGGGCACGAGCAACGAAGUCAAUGUCCUUGUCAAGCAUACCCCGACAUGCAAGCCCCACCAGCGAGUUGUGUACACGGCUGCCCGAGCGGAAGAAGUGGACGUCUCUUGCGAGGUGGACGCCUAUCCGUCCCUGGUCACAUUCCUGUGGCUCUUCAACUCGAGUCUACAGAGUCACCAAGUAGACGCCGUUCAUUGGAACGGCACCCAGAGUACUGCGCGCUAUGCUGCUCACUCAGGGGACGACUACGGCACCUUGCUCUGUUGGGCAAGGAACGAGGUUGGCCGCCAGGAGGAACCGUGCGUCUUUCUCGUCGUGCCGCAGGGUGCCAGGUUGCAGCUCUCUGAUGAAACCCUACUGACUAUGCUCAUCUCUGCCAUCACCGUGCUCUUCCUGCUGCCCCUCUGCAUCUUCAUAGCCUUGCGGAUGAGGAGCAAGCGGUCCUACGAGCAAGAGGACCCCCAGUCUCCGAAAGGCUCGCACCACCAGCCGGUUGCCAAGCCUUUCGGUGGCGGAGUCGGGGGCAGUGGCGGAAGCAAGGCGGCGCACAGCAACGGCGUGACGAAAAGCGACGCUAACGACUACUGGAUCAGCAGGGAGACGACCACGUAG
Messenger RNA from Ixodes scapularis (black-legged tick), 1629 nucleotides. Its product is annotated as hemicentin-2. The record is from RefSeq and is a predicted model, not a curated record. The coding region runs from base 16 to 1629 and encodes 537 amino acids. Lineage: Eukaryota; Metazoa; Arthropoda; Arachnida; Ixodida; Ixodidae. The transcript has 8 exons.